UGUUGCAAUAAGCCGCGGUAUGACGAUGGCUAUAAAACGGCUACCGUUUCUGCCCGUUUCAUUUCUUUGUAUCGCCCUUUCUUCGGUAGCUGCGCUUCAAAUGUUGCGGAGUGGUUUGCUUGCCUUGUGGUGCUUCGCUUACGUCCAAGCUGCUCCGAGAGUUGCGCCAACGUUGGUAUAUCCAAGGCUACUGGAAGGCAGGUCAUCUGAUGGGCAAAAAUUGCUUCGCAUCAACGAUGACCUAACUCUGAGCCUAGAAAGGACGUCCGUGUUCUCCAACCCACUGACACUAACUACCCACGAAGGAAAUGCGCCGAAAGAUGUGGACGUAGAUGUCAGGAGCAUUGAAGAGAACCUCUAUCACGACCCGGACACGAUGUCGGCGGUGAUAAUGGACAGAUUCGACACUGGGGUCCACAUGGAAGGAAUACUAAGGGGAAACCUCCGCAUUGAACCCUCACUCGCCAGUGCCCGGUCUGCAGAUGGCCAAGUUGCACAUGCACUAUACGAGAUCGAAGAACCAACGCACGACAGCUACGCCGAUGCGCUCUGGGCUCUGGAAGGCAGAAACCUCAAAACAGAACCACGUGAGGAUGGGCCGACCUCCUUCAAAUAUCCGUCGAUUAUCUACCCGGAGCUUUUUGUGGUCACAGACUACGCACACUCAGGAACCCUCAAGGACUCAGAGCUCAUCUCAUACAUGGCUAUGUUCUAUGCUAGUGUAAAUCUGAGAUUUAAGGACUUGGCGGACCCCAAGGUACAUUUUACGGUUGGACGCAUAAGCAGACUGGGUGUGGACACUGGCUAUAUUCUGACCAAGGUAUUGAAGGAUAAGAAAGUUUACUUGAACUUCACAAGUACCUUGGGAAAGUUCAGGGCGCAUUACAAAGAGCACCAACAGGAUCAACACAUUGCUAUUUUAAUGACGGGCCUCGACAUGGUAGUUUCUACUGGGGAGAACGCAUGGUUAACGGGCGCAGCUGGAGUGGCCGUCGUUGGAGGGCUUUGCACUUCCAACUUGAACUAUGCUGUUGCUGAGGACAAGGCCCCCAUAUACUCCGGCAUUUACGUUGUUGCACAUGAGCUGGCACAUUUACUGGGAGCACUGCACGAUGGAACGGGAGAGGCGAAAGACUGCAAUUUCCAGGAUGGGUACAUCAUGGGCGCUAACCGACCAGGACCAAAUCACUACACCUUCUCAACAUGCAGUGAAGCAAGCAUGAUGGAGCAUCUACUCGGCUCAAACCAAAGCUGCUUGAUAUCUAUGUCUGAGACUUCACGCUACAUCCCAACUACAGUGAGACUGCCUGGCCAGAAUGUAACCUUGGACCAGUAUUGCAGCGACUCCUACGGGCAUUACGGCUUUGGUUUCAUGGAAGUGGACAGUAACUCCAGUUGCAAAAUGUACUGCUGCCUGAUGAAAUCCAGAUCCAAAGGCUGCAGGGCGGCAGCCGCUCCAGAUGGCUACUUAUGCAAUUCUACGCAAGGACAUGUUUGCAUUAAUGGCGUAUGCGGCAACAGAGAAGAGCUCAUGAUGUCUAAAGAGAGAGAGGAAGACACAGGAUUACUAAUGUACUAG
This is a messenger RNA of Ornithodoros turicata, 1579 nucleotides long. RefSeq names its product venom metalloproteinase BumaMPs1-like. Lineage: Eukaryota; Metazoa; Arthropoda; Arachnida; Ixodida; Argasidae. The transcript is spliced from 14 exons. Gene Ontology annotation, molecular function: metalloendopeptidase activity. Bases 20 to 1579 code for a protein of 519 amino acids. Gene Ontology annotation, biological process: proteolysis. The record is from RefSeq and is a predicted model, not a curated record.